UAUGUUUGUUUUGAUAUUUUUAUUUUGAGAAACAAAUUUCAUUCUACAAAAUAUUUCAUUUUAACUAUUUUAUUGAAUACACUUUUUUUUUGUAUUAUAUAGGUAGUAAAUUACACUCAACUUUUUUAAUAAUGUAUUAUUUUCACAAUAUUUAACUUAAAUAAAAGUGCUUAGUGUCAGUAGCCAUGUCAGUUAAUUUAAAUGUGUCUCCCAAAGUUUUCCAAGCACUAUUUGAUGUCAAUAUACAAGAACUAUGCAAGCUGUCGGCUAAAGAUAUUCGACCCGUUCUCCCUUGCUUAGUCAGGAUGAGUCUUAUAUCAUCUGCAGAUAAUAUGGCUAACUAUAUUGAUGGCAAAAAAGAUAUCCUUACUCUGUUAUCUGGCAUAGAACUUGUUAAUUCUAUUGUUGCUCUUCUGUCAAUCGAUUUUCACACUUUAGAAAUAGAAGUUAAAAAAGAGCAAUUACUCAGACAAAAAUUUGGAAGCACACAAACCGACAGUGUUCUUAUACAUUCAUUACAAAACCCUUUAUCUCUAGAAUUUGAAAGGAGUGACUCUACCCGGCGUUUAAGACUUGUUCUUAAUGAAAUACUUUAUAUUUCUUCUCAGAUUCAAGAGCAUCGUGAAAAACAACAUAAUACGCUAAACAUGACUUCAUUAAAUUCAGAGUUUUAUACAAAACAGUCUGAUUUAUUUGAUCAUCCAGUAUAUAUUCCAGAAGUCUGUGAUGUAUUAAAUAUUGCUCUCUCCGAACUUCCAGCAAUUCUUACUGUUCAAGAUAUAGCAGAAGUAUUGCUACAUGUUAAACAUGGAUCCACUUUUAUUUGUUGGAUCGUAGCCAAUUUUCCAGACUGUUUUCAUGAUGUUUGUACUAAUCUGAUACAAAAUUCAGAAAAACAUGAAGAAGAAAAUGGUGGUAGUCGUAUUCGUAUGGAAGUUUUAAUUCAAUUAUGUGCAAUGUAUCCACCCGGUGCUCAUGUAGUUCGUGCAAAAUGUGUUGAACUAAGUAAAAUGCCAGCUUUAACUAUUAUGUUGACACUAGACAAUAAAAUUUCUGAUAUUUCAUUUUUGGAAAGUUCUCAAAGCUCAAACAAAAACGAUUUAGUAACAUUUGUAUCGGGUUUAUUACUCGGUGAUGACCAACCAGCAAGAAGCUGGUUUUCUCAAUUUCUACGGCAUAAAAGAAUAAAAGAUUGUUCUGCAAAUACCGUUAUUCAAACCAUGCGAGAUGAACUACUUUUACAAUUACAAAUCUUAUUGAGAAAUGUUAAAGAAGACAAGUUACCAAAUGUAUAUGUUGGUCAGGCUAGUGUUUUGCUUCGUCUGUACUGUGCUUUAAAAGGAAUUGCUGGUAUUAAAUUUCAAGAUGAUGAAAUUACUUCCCUUGUGAACUUAGCCACUUGCUAUCCACCUUCUACCCCUGAAGGCGUAAGGUUUGUUACAAUUGCUCUGUGUACAAUGAUUUGUUGUAAUACUCUGUUGGCAAAUACUGAAAAUGAAGCGAAAUGUGUGCAAUGGUUAAAACGGUUGGCUGGUAGUGAAUCACCAUUUUUCAGAAAACCAACUGACACAACUGCUAGUUUUGGGGAAAUGCUAUUGCUGAUGGCUAUACAUUUUCAUAGUAACCAAUUAACAUGGAUAUGUGAUCAUAUGUGUAUUACAUUGGGCAUGAGAAUCAACAUACGACAAAGCACAAUGGGCAAAAUGAAGCAAAUAUUUACCCAAGAUGUAUUUCCAGAACAAGUGGUCGCAUCAAGAAGUGUAAAUAUACCGGUUACUCCAAAUUUAAAUGCUAAUAUGACGGGAUUUUUACCAAUUCAUUGUGUCUUGCAAUUACUGAAGAGUCAAACAUUUGCAAAACACCGCGUUAAUAUUAAAACGUGGAUUUACAAUCAGAUCUGUGCAAGUGUUCCCCCGUUACAUCCUUUGUUGCCAUCACUGAUCGAAGCAUAUGUUACGUCUAUCCUCAUAUUGCCGAAUAAAUCAACUCAAGAAUUAGCUGUAAAUCAGCCAUUAACAGAAGGAGAAAUUGCAAACGUUUUUGGAGAUAAAGUAUUCGAGCAAACCGAAAAUGAGUCUUUUACUGCACAUCUAUUAGUAUUGUACUAUAUACUAUUGUAUGAGGAAACCAGCAUAUCAAUGGCUGCUCAACCAAACAGAUCACAGUUAACAGGCCUCUAUCGUUAUAAGACUGAGUUUUUAGCCAAUAUUCCAAUCAGAUAUAUUGUGCAACAAGCAGAAAAAGAACUUCCUUAUUCGAGUUUGUUUUCUACGUUGUUGAGACUUUUAGCCACACACUGUCCCCAUUUAUCUCUAGUAGAAGACUGGAUGGAGGAUACAUCAUCAGAUAUUCAAUUUGUGUUACAACUUAAAGCUAAAAACAUUACAGAAGAAAUGAUUGAAAACGGUUUAAAUAUGAUGGUCGAGCGUCCUGAUAGGGCAGGUGUAGUUUUGAAAAGACUAUGUGCUACUCUACCAAUUAAAAUUUGGCCAUUUGCAGCUACUAUUUUAAAAUUUUUGCCUUAUACAUUAGAUUCAAAUGUGUCUAGAUAUAUUCAAGAACUAUACAAAACAGUUUGGUUAAGACUAAACACAGUUUUACCUCGUAGCCUUUGGGCUCUUACAAUCAAAGCUUUACAACAUAACAAUAGUGUAAGUGCUUUGAAAGAAGAAAAUUUAAUGCAAGAUCCCUUACAAGUCUUACAAUGUGAUUCCAGAGUAUAUAGGUGUCCAACUGUUCUCAGUAUUGUUAUCCAUGUAUUACAAUCAUCUUUAGCAGCAUCCAGAAGCCAUUUGUCUCGUUUGGUAAAUCAAAAAUUAUUUGCAGCUGGUGUUUUAGCUCAAGCUAGUACUCGAGAAGAAUAUAAAAAUGUUUUGACUGCGGCUCAAGAUAGCGCUGCCGUCCAAUUAUUGUUAGAAGCUUGCUUAGAAACUGAAGACGAUGGGAAAUCAUUUUCAAGUAUGAUGACCCUACGAGAAGUGCGAAGUGUAGUAUGCUCAUUUUUACAUCAAAUGUUUAUAUCUGAUCCACCAUUAGCAAAAUUAGUACAUUUUCAGGGUUAUCCAAGAGAACUACUGCCAGUAACCUGCGUAGGAAUACCAUCGAUGCACAUUUGUUUGGAUUUUAUUGCAGAGCUUUUAAGUCAACCAGAUUUUCAAAAGCAAAUUUUUGCAAUCGAUCUUAUUUCGAAUAUUGCACAACAGUACCCUUUGCCAAAAUCGUUGAGUUUAGCACGUUUAGCUGUUAGUACAAUGUAUACUUUUCUAUCAGUGUUAACACAGGAGGAUCGUCGAGAACUUUAUAUGCCUACUCUUCCUGCUCUGGUUAGGAUAUGCCAAAUAUUUCCUACCCUUAGUGAAGACUGCAUUAUGUUUCUGAAUCAGUUGGGUCGCAUGUGUGUGUCAGUUACAUCAGUUCGCUCAGAUAUAUUUUUACUGCCUUCUGCAGCUCAAGAGAAUGAAGAAACUGAAGAGCAAAAGUUGAGAAUGAGACGAGUUCCCAAACCAGAUAUUUUUGAUGAACGAUCAGAUGUAGCUGUAGCGAAUAAAUUAUUUGCUCAACAAGUUGAAAAAACAGUUCAAGAAAUAUUACAAAAUUGUUUAAAAAUCAAUGCAAAUAUUUAAUCAGUUCAAUUCUUUGGUAGUUUCGCAACCCUUAACAAAUUGUACAAUUUAUUCAUGGGGUAUAACUAUUUAAUUAUAAUGAUUAUAACUUUAUAUAUAUAUGUAUAUACUUGGAUAAUAUAUUGUAUUAGUGUCAA
Adelges cooleyi (spruce gall adelgid) is the source of this 3760-nucleotide messenger RNA. RefSeq names its product integrator complex subunit 2 (gene IntS2). Gene Ontology annotation, cellular component: integrator complex. Lineage: Eukaryota; Metazoa; Arthropoda; Insecta; Hemiptera; Adelgidae. The record is from RefSeq and is a predicted model, not a curated record. The transcript has 16 exons. The coding region runs from base 186 to 3623 and encodes 1145 amino acids. Gene Ontology annotation, biological process: snRNA 3'-end processing.